Messenger RNA from Trematosphaeria pertusa, 643 nucleotides. RefSeq lists its product as uncharacterized. The transcript is spliced from 2 exons. NCBI's taxonomy places the organism in Eukaryota, Fungi, Ascomycota, Dothideomycetes, Pleosporales, Trematosphaeriaceae. The record is from RefSeq and is a predicted model, not a curated record. The annotation marks the transcript as partial.
GUUACAUUUACGCCCCUUGCACAUUUAAUUUAUUUCACAUCCUAGGAAUGAUGUCAGCGCGAUAGGGCUACGGGAACUUCAGAUUCAAAAAGGCAGAGGGUAUGGCAUCGCGACGAGAGGAUUUACUGGUUAGCUUCUCCUCACUGCUCUCACCACCAUGGUGUCACCACAAGACGUUCUAUCCACCCUAGCAGGCGCCUGGGUCCUCCUAAACAGCUCAGCCACCAACCCAGACGGCACGCCCGUAAACCGCACCACCGACACCUCCCAAGGCCGCAACGGCACCGGCACCCUCAUCUACGCGGCCUCAGGCUACGUCUCGGCUAUCCUCACGCCCACCGACCCUCUGUACCGCCCGAGAAACCUCACCUACAACGACUUCGACAACACGACCGACGCCGAGUGGGCGGUCCUCGGGAAGCACAACCUAGCGUAUACGACGCCGAUCAGCGUGCAAGUGCUGCCGGAGGGCGCCGCGGAUCAGGGUAUCGUGACGCAUGGGCCGAUUAAGAUGGCGAAUGUGCCGAGUUUGGAGGGCACGAAUUUGGUCAGGAAUUUCACGUUGAUGGAGGAGGGGAGGGUGCUGAGGCUGAGGAUUAGGGCGAGUGAUGGGGUGAGGAGUUUGCUGUACUGGGGGCGGAUG